CCUCUAGGUAAAAGGGUGCGAGCUUGCUGACGAGCCGCGCCGUGGCGUUCAAUGUCCCGGUGCCGCAGUGCCUCGCUGCUCCGGGAUGGACAGGAGCGAGCCCCGGGGCAGCCGCUCGCCGGGCGCUGGGAGCGGGCAGGAGGCGGCGUUUAACGCGGCUGGCUUGGGGCAGCAGGAGGGAGAGCAGCGGGAAGGUGCAGAGUUACGUCGCAAUACACGCGUAGGAGCCAGCUCCGGUGGGAAGCAGUGUGAUGGACCAAAAUCCAGCAGAAGUGAUUUCUUCAGCUACGAGUCAAACGGCGGUUCAGCUCGAAGUUUCAGGAGGCAGAGCAAAGUUAGCAACAGUGAUCAGCUGGAUUGGAGCCAUUCUCACAAAGACCUGAUGACGAUGAUCCAAGAAAUGAAAAAGUGUUUGCCUGAAGAUAAAAGGAGUUCCAGCAAGCCCAGUACCAUCAGUGCUCUCAAUUAUGCUUUGCAGUGUGUCCAGCAGGUCCAAGCAAACAAAGAGUUUUUACGGGCCUUGAAUGAUCGAAGAAUGUUUCAGACAGAUAUGAUGACAUACAGCAUAGAAGAGUUGGUGACAGUUGCAUCAGAACACACUCCAAAAAACAAUGAUACUUUUGUGGCUGUGUUUUCCCUGCUUUCUGGGCGCAUAGUGCAUAUUUCCAAGCAAGCAGCAUCUAUUCUAAACUGUAAGAAGAAAGUGUUGGACUCUUCCCGGUUUGUAGAGCUGCUCGCCCCUCAGGAUGUGAGUGUGUUCUACACACAUACUGAUCAGUCCCACCUGCCGCUUUGGAAUGUGGAAAAUCAAACAGCCUCUCUGUAUGAAUAUGCCCAGGUGAAAUCCUUUUUCUGCAGGAUCAGGGGUGGUAAAGAUCAAGAACAAGAAACGCAUUGUUACCCAUUCCGAAUCACCCCAUACUUGGUCCACGUGUGUACUUCUGUCCACAUAGAUGCAGAAUCCUGCUGCUUAGCUUUGGCUGAGAAAAUUCACUCUGGAUAUGAAGCUCCUCGAAUUCCUAUGGAGAAAAGAAUCUUCACCACCACCCACACUCCAGGAUGUGUUUUUCUUGAGAUAGAUGAUAGAGCAGUGCCUUUGUUGGGUUACUUACCUCAAGAUUUAAUUGGAACAUCCAUGCUGAUGUAUUUGCACCCGGAAGAUCGUCCUUUGAUGAUCGCUGUUCACCAUAAAAUCUUGAAGUUUGCUGGCCAGUCCCCUUUUGAACACUUACCCAUUAGAUUUUGUACUCAAAAUGGGGAUUAUGUCAUACUGGAUACCAGCUGGUCUAGUUUUGUGAAUCCAUGGAGCAGAAAAGUGGUGUUCAUCAUUGGCCGACACAAAGUCCGAACAAGUCCUCUGAAUGAAGAUGUCUUUGCUGCAAGAAAUAAAGAAACAAGCAGUGUUGAGAAAGAGAUAAGAGAAUUGCAAGGACAGAUUUACAAGCUGCUUCUGCAGCCAGUUCAUAGCAGCAUUUCCAGUGGUUAUGAUAGCCUUGGUAGCAGUGGCUCUUAUGAACACUAUAUCAGCAUAUCAUCUUCAAGUGACUCCAAUGGGAACUGUGCAGAGGAAACACAAGAACCAAUAACUUUGCAACAAGUAUGUGCAGAUGUCAACCGAAUAAAGAAUCUGGGGCAGCAGCUGUAUAUUGCAUCAAGGAGCAAGCCACAGAAUGGAAAUGAACAGGCUACGAGUUCAGAAAUGCUAGGAGGGAAGAGGCACAGUGCUUCCUGUUUUCUCCAGACAGUGAGAAGUGAUAGCACAGAAGAACCAGGCAAUGUACUUUAUGAUGAUUCAAAGAAGACUCUGCUUGUUCCUUCCUAUCAGCAGAUCAAUUGUGUUGAUAGUAUCAUCAGAUAUCUAGAGAGCUGCAAUAUUCCAGUAUUGAAAAGGAAAUGUAAAUCUACAAAUACAUCAUCAUCAUCUUCAGAUGACGACAAGAAAGCCCAGCAAAGUCAGCAAGAAUUCAAGGCAUUGGAAGUUAAUCUCCAAACUCCAGUAUCUGCUGAUUGGGAAAAGAUGCUGAAAAAGCAGACAACUUCAGGCAUUGUGGGAACUCCUCUGGCAGACCUGACCCUGUCCAACAAGUCUCCAAGUGUGCUAUCUGCCACCAGCCAGUGCAGUUACAGCAGCACUAUAGUGCAUGUCCCACACCCUCAAUCAGAAGUGACUACAAUGGAGGAUACUACCGUUGGAAAUGAACAAAUGGAACAGCCUCCUGUGAAUGCUCUGAGUCCCAUUAUGGUGCCUGAGGAGUUAAAGCCUGUUGGGUUAACAAAAGAGACUUUGUCAGCCCACACUCAGAAGGAGGAGCAGAACUACGUGGACAAGUUCCGCCAGAGGAUCUUGCUCUCUCCAUUUAGGACUUACCUUCAACAGGGUAGCAGAAGUAACAAUGGACAUUCCUGUGGCCAAGGAGAUUCCCCUUCAAAGGAGAGGAGUACAGCUAGCUGCAAAAAAGGCAAACAUGGAAAAUUCAAGUGCCAGAAACCUCAGAGACAGUCCUUAGAUAGCCACUCUUGUAGUAAAAAUAGAAAUAGUCUUCCAUGUGAGAAGAGAACAAUUCGGAAACAGUCAUUUUUUCCCUCAGAAGUAUCCUGUCUCUCCUCCUCCUGUAUGAAUGUAUUUCCUCCUGUGGGAUUUCCUUUCUAUUCAGAUUCACUAUCUAGUUUUCCAGCCUAUCCUGUAGCAGAGGAGCUUGCCCUUCGCUCAUUAAAACCUGAGUCCACAUCAUUGUCACAGCUAUGCUAUGAAGCACCAUCGUUCCCAGCACUUUAUCCCCCAAACGUAGGCACGUUUAUGGCUGUAUUUUUUCAUAGUUACCCCAUGUAUGCUCAGCUGCCUCAAUAUGACUUUCUUCCUAGCCCUCAGUACAUUUAUCCCCCUUCUUCGUAUCCACGCACAACACUACCUCUAGCUCCCCCUCCUUCUGCGCCAUCACCAGUAGCCCCAAACUCUGCAAAUCAGUCCUUUCCAGCCUCUUCCUCCACAUCAACUGAGGAACAGCAAGAGGGCCAGCAUGACUGGGCCCAACAGCUGAGUAGCUCACAAGCCAGCUCCCUACUUCAGCUGAAUGUGCUUCAAAAAAAGCUUCCGAAACCUGUGGAGCCUUCCAUCCUUUCCAUCAUUACUGAUGUUAAAGCACAAGCAGAAGCUAAAUGUGACAAUGAUCCAGAAGGUAGUGGUAAUGGUGCUAGUAGCCACUGUGCUUCUAGUGAAUUUACUGACCACCAACUACAUGAGGACUCCCAGUCGGGCACAGGUUCAGCAGCAUCAGGCAGUGGAUCAGCUUUAUUCAGUUCUUUAGAUUUUCACUCCAAUGAAACUUCUGGUUAUGGCACAGGUAGUGGGAAAAGCAACAAGUAUUUUGCCAGUAAUGAUUCUUCUGAAACUUUCAAAGAGAGGAAUCAGGAAGCAAAAGAAAAAGAGACACGUUAUAAAUCCAAAUGUGAGUCAGCCUGGGUGAUGAUGGAUCACACGCCGGAGCAAGUUCUAAUGACAUACCAAAUGCCCAACAGAAUUAAAGAGGAAGUUUUAAAGGAGGAUCUUGCGAAGCUGAUAGUCAUGCAAAAGCAGCAACCUUGGUUUACGGAUGAGCAAAAGAAGGAGCUUGCAGAGGUGCAUGCGUGGAUCCACACCCAGUCUGUCCCACUACAAAUCAACACUCAAGGCUGUGUUACAUGCAACAUCAGGGAAGCAAGUUGUGAGGCUGCAGUGACUGAUGACAAUACAGAAAACAAGGGAAAAUCAAUUCCACUGUUGCAACACUGAAGACAUCAGUACCUGUUAGUGAAACUUCUUGGAGUAAUUCCCAUUCUCUUUGCCUUUGCUACACACAUUUGCAGCAAAUCUCUCCAGCGGUAUUUUCCCAACAUGAGCAAUUGUUCAUGUGGAACUAAACCAUUCUCCAUUACUCCUUCACUCCUGGUCUGAUUUUGAAGACAAUCUUCCACUAGGAGGCUGUUCCCUUCCUGACCUUACAAACUUGACACAUAAUGAGUUAUGUUUCUAACUUUCAAUGCUCUAUGAUGAGCAAAAUGUAAAGGCUGUUUCUUUGGUUUUGUUUUGUGGUGAUGGUGUGUUGCUUUGUUGUUCUUGGCAGCUAAGAGUCUGAAAAGAUGCAAUGCUUAAGAGCCUACAUUGAAGACCUAAUGAAUCAGAGUAUGUAUAUUCUCCAGUAAGGUAGAUAUGCUAGUGCCACUAAAUCCAAGCUACAACAGAGCGUUUAUUUAAUAUUCAGAGGUCUAAACUAAAGAUUCUAAAGGUACUCUGAAGCUUGAAGCUCUAAGGUUUCAGCAGGUUUUUCCAGAAUCAAGUAGGCUUUUUAAUGAGCAACAGAAAAUUGGCCAAGUUAUUGUGCAUCAAAAUGCCUUUCUCCAACUUGUGCCUUUCAAAAAAAAUAAAAAGUGAAAAGAAGCAAAGUUAUUCCUUAUGUUUUUCAUAAGUGUUUGAGAACCUAAUUGUUUCAUCACUUUUGUUUAAGAUGGAUUUUAAAAUUAAUCAAGGGUAACUGGUUUGCAAAUUCAUUGUCAAUUAAACUAUAAACAGCAAGCCAAGAAACUAAAAUUAACAAUUCAGGUAUUAUUUCCUAAAGUAGAAUCUGCUUUUUAAAGGAAGUUGCAUGAGAAAUUUUCUCUAUUGAGGCUCUCGUUAUCAAUUCAGAUACUUGCAUGCAGUCUUUUAUGUUGCUUGUGUUCCGGAAGGUGAAUUUGCAUCGUAAUCUGUGUUGUAUUAGAACAGAUACAUAAGUUGAAUCCAGACAUAACUAAAAGGCAAUUUUGAGCCAUUUACAUGUUUUGUUUAUGUUGUGAUGAUGCCACAAAAAAAAAAAAAAAAAAAAAAAAAAGGCAAUUAAGGUUCAUUUCUCCUGCUUUCUUGAGAAGUCACAUGUGGUCAAACAUCAAACUACAUAUUCAUUGUUUCAUACUGUUGUUGACUUCCUGUAUAACUUCUAACCUCUUUCUUUAUAAUGGAGUUACCAGCUGUUGAAACUCAUGAAUGAAAAAUGGCUUUAAGUGUAGUGUAAGUUUGUUCUUCAGAAAGUGGUAAUAACUUUCUCAUUCACUGUGUAAAAGGACUUGUUCUCAUGCUCAUAUUUACAGCUUAAAGCUUAAUGUUUCAAAGUACUCUUCAAACAGGACACUCUUUGCUUAAAAAAAAGAGCCAAGUUUUGUCUGACUUCCACUUUGUUAUCGAUAGCUGUAUAUAAUAAUGCAGAUUUUUCACUUUGAUGUUAUUAAUCAUCUUUUCCUUCUCAACAAAGAGUUUAAAAGGUAAUACAUUAUUCACCUUUCCAUGCUCUGUAACUGUUCUGUUAUGUGAAGGAUUUUCAGUUUUUCAGUCUCAUUUACGAGUGAGCUAGCUGUUGAUGAGUAAGUUAAAGAUCCUAUGAUCUUCAGAUAAUUAAAAUUAUAUUUACCUUA
Molecule: messenger RNA, 5421 nt
Organism: Oxyura jamaicensis (ruddy duck)
Lineage: Eukaryota; Metazoa; Chordata; Aves; Anseriformes; Anatidae
Gene: PER3
Product: period circadian regulator 3
Exons: 22
Coding region: 86-3769 (1227 amino acids)
Biological process (GO): circadian regulation of gene expression; entrainment of circadian clock by photoperiod; negative regulation of transcription by RNA polymerase II
Cellular component (GO): cytoplasm; nucleus
Molecular function (GO): transcription corepressor binding; transcription cis-regulatory region binding
Source: RefSeq, a predicted model, not a curated record